This is a messenger RNA of Pterocles gutturalis (yellow-throated sandgrouse), 1406 nucleotides long. RefSeq names its product cell division cycle 20 (gene CDC20). Gene Ontology annotation, molecular function: anaphase-promoting complex binding; protein binding; ubiquitin ligase activator activity. The coding region runs from base 70 to 1314 and encodes 414 amino acids. The transcript is spliced from 9 exons. Gene Ontology annotation, biological process: anaphase-promoting complex-dependent catabolic process; positive regulation of anaphase-promoting complex-dependent catabolic process; positive regulation of ubiquitin protein ligase activity. Gene Ontology annotation, cellular component: anaphase-promoting complex. The record is from RefSeq and is a predicted model, not a curated record. Lineage: Eukaryota; Metazoa; Chordata; Aves; Pterocliformes; Pteroclidae.
UCAGGAUCUAAAAUCCAGAGCACCCCAACAAAGGCUGGGGGGGAUCGCUACAUUCCCAACCGCAGCACUAUGCAGAUGGAGAUAGCCAGUUUCCUCCUAACCAAAGAGAAUGACCCUGCUGAGGAGUCCCCUACCAAGAAGGAGCAACAGAAAGCCUGGGCAGUGAAUCUGAAUGGCUUUGAUAUAGAAGAGGCAAAGAUCCUCCGCCUCAGUGGAAAGCCACAGAAUGCUCCAGAAGGCUAUCAGAAUAAGCUGAAAGUGCUCUACAGUCAGCAAAAGACACCUGGAUCCAGCAGGAAGAAUGGCAGAUACAUUCCCUCAAUGCCAGACCGCAUCCUGGAUGCACCGGAGAUCCGCAAUGACUAUUAUCUGAAUCUCAUUGACUGGAGCUCUCAGAACUUCCUGGCAGUGGCUCUGGACAACUCUGUCUAUCUGUGGAAUCAUACUUCUGGGGAGAUUAUCCAGCUGCUGCAGAUGGAGCACCCAGAUGAUUAUGUUUCUUCUUUGUCAUGGAUUAAAGAAGGAAACUACCUUGCUGUUGGCACAAGUAAUGCUGAGGUCCAGCUCUGGGACAUACAGCAGCAGAAACGUCUCAGAAAUAUGACCAGCCAUUCUUCCCGUGUGGGGUCCCUCAGCUGGAACAGCUACAUCCUCUCCAGCGGGGCACGGACUGGCCACAUCCACCACCAUGAUGUCAGAGUGGCUGAGCAUCAUGUGGCCACACUUGCUGGCCACACACAGGAGGUGUGUGGACUCAAGUGGUCUCUAAAUGGCCGCUACCUGGCCAGCGGUGGCAAUGACAACCUGGUGAACAUCUGGCCAUGCACCCAGGGAGACAGUGGGGAUUUUGCUCCGGUACAGACCUUCACUCAGCACCAGGGUGCUGUCAAGGCUGUGGCAUGGUGUCCGUGGCAGUCAAAUGUUCUAGCCACUGGAGGUGGGACUAGUGACAGACAUAUCCGCCUCUGGAAUGUGUGUUCUGGCGCCUGCCUCAGUACUGUUGAUGCUCAUUCCCAGGUCUGCUCUAUCCUGUGGUCAACAAACUACAAGGAGUUCAUUUCAGGCCAUGGCUUUUCACAGAAUCAGCUGGUUAUAUGGAAGUAUCCAACAAUGGCCAAGGUCACUGAGCUGCGAGGUCACACUUCUAGAGUCUUGAACCUGACUAUGAGCCCUGAUGGUGCAACAGUGGCCUCAGCAGCUGCUGAUGAAACAUUGCGGCUCUGGCGCUGUUUUGAGAUGGACCCCAUAAAGAAGAAGGAGAAAGAGAAGGCCAACAGUGCCAAAAGCAGCAUCAUUCACCAGGGUAUCCGAUGAGUGCACGGGGCUGUUGGGGGGAGAGGGGGAAGUUUGGCUUACAACACUGUACAGUUAUUUUAAAUGUUAAUAAACUGCUUUCAUUUGACUUU